GAUCACUCAGUGUCAUAAAAAAUGUGUCUUAUACUCUGGUCUUACCCCCAAACAUCGUUAAAAAUGUGGAAACAAUUGUUUGCGAAUUGACAAUAGUUUUCCGGCCUUCAACCAAUCAAUGCAUGCACAUCACGAUACAAUUGUCUUUCAUUUUGUCCAUCGCCAUUUGCCGGGGCAAAUUGUGUGCAUGCAGCAGCUCCGAGCUUCCGAUUGCAAUAAAAUUACCCCUUACCGCAUGUUUUGAUCUGGAAAUUGGGAAUUUGCUUAUUUUUCUUUCCAUUUGUGUACAGCAUGGGUACAGCAAUGCAGCAGUGGUAAUAAAUAACACUGCAUCGUCCUCGAUCACUUGUGUGUUUUAGUCCCUAUAUAUACGAUUGGUUUUGUGGUCUUUGCUCAAACACUUCUAGAAAUCAGAAGGCCGGAACAUGGACUCCUACUCGCUGUCAAGCAGCUCUUCAAGUCUCAUGAGUGAAAUCACCGAGCUAUUCCCAGAACUGAAGACAACUUGUGAUUCCAUAGAAGUUCUCAACCCUCAUCAGACUGGUGGCGAUGACAGUGUUAUUCAGGAUGGAUGUGAGACCGAUGAUGUAUUCGAGAAAAAGUCAUCAUCUUAUUCGAACAGACUGCAGGUGCUCAAUGAAGCGGUCAUCAAGAAGAUGUCAUCAAAAGUCAAAUGCCAAAGGCUAACAAUGAAAGAUGUCGGAACAUUUGACAAAUGCAAACGAGUUAAGAAGAUCAACGAUCUGCAAGAGAUUGGUCGAGGAACCUAUGGAAGAGUGCUCUUGGGGCGACACAUCCAGACUAAGAGGGCUCUGGCAAUCAAACAAUCUUGCAGAUCACAAAACCACCAUGCGUCCAACGAAAUGGUCAAUGAAUCCACUGACACGAUCAGUGCUAGGGUAGAGAAAGAGGCAAUUGUUCACCAACUUCUAUCCGACAGUCAGUACUUUCCGAGCUUUUUAGGCACGCUCGAUCUCGACAACGACCCCUGCUUGGCAAUAGAAUUUGUUGGAAAUCAAAAGUCGGGGACCUCCUUCUCUCUCCUCGAGCCUCCGUCUUUGUCUGUUACAAACGGCCUCGACAUCGCAGAGGACGUCGUGCGAGGAAUGAUGGAGCUUCACGACCAAGGGCUCCUGCACAACGACCUCAAGACCGAUAAUGUCCUUCUCGAGAAAAGAGGUCAUAGUUACCACGCCGUCAUCAUUGACUUCGGUAUGGUCAGUACGAUCUCGUCGCCGUUACAGAUGACGGAGCUUCCUGAAGAAUUGAAAGUAGCAUACAUUCACGGAGAGGAGGGUGAUUACGUAGCCCCCGAGGUCGUUCUACAUGGACAGUCAACAUCGAUUUCAUCGGAUGUAUUCUCAGUUGGCAAAAUCCUUGAAGACAUCACAAAAGUUGUAGAAGAAAGAUGUCCACUUCUGAAAGAUCUAACAUCCUUAGCCAUCAAAUGCAUGAAGAGGAAUCCACAGUCAAGACCGGACCUUUCCUUUGUUCUCGAACAUAUCACUUCCUUUAAGAAACAAAUGGAUCGCCGCCAAAUUCCACUCUGGAAAAGACUCGUUAAAAAACAUCGAUGAAGAGUGAAGUUUCACAAAAGCAAAAUCUUUCCGAGCAAAACAUUUGGACCAUCAAUAUUUAAAAAGAUUUGCAGACAUAUAAUUAUGCUGGUCUUGCUGGAUAUACAGUAUAUGAAGUCGUACUAAUUCAUCUGUCUAUAAACGGUUACACGAUAAUAAUUGUCAAGCAGGGAAUGGUAGCAGACUAAUGAUGAGUUUGCAGAAGCAAAUGGAUUACCUGGGGAGCGUUCAUAAAAUGACUUGUGAGACGUUUUAACAUUAAUUUUUAUCCGUCAAGUCCCCAACAGUUACCAUAGUAACAAUGCUUCUCAGCCAAUCAAAAUCAACAAAAGAGGUCUGGCGAGCGUUUCAGACGUUUAUCCGACAAGUAGUGAUUUAUCCGACAGUUACUAUGGUAACAUUGUCUCUUAGCCAAUCAUAAUCAAGGAAAGUUGUCAGACCUGAUAACUUGUCGGGUGAAAAUGUUAAUGAAGCGCUCAUCGGAUCUAAAACAUUUUCGGACGAAAAAUAUUGAUGAAAUACCCCUGAUUAACAAUUUUUUACCGGAUAAAUAGUAAUAGAAAUAUUGUAUUUAUAAUUUCGAUUGAUGAUGUAUUUAUAAUAGUGUUUUCAGUGCGCAGGCGCAUAACUUGUUAUUUUAAUUUAAGACGUAUUUUGUUUUUGUUUUUAUUCACUAUAUUCAUGGGAUAAUAAAGAAAUUCUAAGAUUUUAUGAAUAAGUAUUCUUAUCAAAGAACAUAUGCAGUAUGAUUUUCAGUAAAUGUUAUAAUAAUCAUUCCGAAAGAUAUGAAAAAUGAUGGAUUUAACAUAAACUAUUGAUUCAUUCAAAGAAAAAAAAUUUACAGCAUUUCAAUUUGCCUUUUCACUGCCAAGUUCAAUAUUUUACAUGUUAUGUUACAUUCAAUAUCAUGUUAUAAUGAUGAGCCAUUAAAGUUUGUGGACUAUCUUUUCAAAUUCCUCGCAAGCUAUAGUUGUAUACAAAAAAGAAGUUUUCGAAGUAUGCAAAAAAAUAUUAUAUAUACGACAUUUCUGUGUGACUUUUCUGUUUAAAAAGCAAUUAAAAUUAGUUAUUGUUAAGUAAUUUGAUUUAUGCAAAGACAAAACCCUUAAAUUCUGAACUCUAUGGACUCUUGGGAGCGUAACUUGAAAGCUCUUGUGGGACAUUUUAUCCGACAAGUCCUGUUUUAUCUGACAGUUACCAUGGUAAUGGUGCUUCUCAGCCAACCACAUUCAAGAAGAGUUGUCAGAUCUGACUUGUCGGACGAAAAUGUUGUUGAAACACUCUCUGGUAAGCUAUGGGAGUCAGAUGUUACAAAAAAAUCGUAACAUUGUAGGCGCAAUUAAUUAGCUCAUUCUACACAAAGUCAAUUCAUAACUGUCUGGGAAUUAGGGGGAUAAUAAACGUAAAAAGCAUAUAUUUUCGGCUUCCCAUUUUUUUAACACAGUUAGACCAUAAAUUAAACUGGACUUCAGAAUACUUGCCAUUAUGCUUGAAAUAUUUGACAUUUCUGUGUUACUUAUUGGUAUAUUAAUUAUUAAAUUCAAUAUCACUGCC
Messenger RNA from Lytechinus pictus (painted urchin), 3131 nucleotides. RefSeq names its product serine/threonine-protein kinase 24-like. Gene Ontology annotation, biological process: protein phosphorylation; actin cytoskeleton organization. Gene Ontology annotation, cellular component: cytoplasm; nucleus. The coding region runs from base 426 to 1577 and encodes 383 amino acids. The record is from RefSeq and is a predicted model, not a curated record. The transcript has 5 exons. Gene Ontology annotation, molecular function: ATP binding; protein serine/threonine kinase activity. Lineage: Eukaryota; Metazoa; Echinodermata; Echinoidea; Temnopleuroida; Toxopneustidae.